AUGCUAGACGGCAUGUCACAGGUGAUCAAGAGUUUCUUGGUUGUGCUAAUAAGAACACUGGAGGAAAACAAUGUGUAUACAUUGGAUGGUAAGGCACUAGCGUUUGGUGUACAGGUGAAUGAUGCAAGAGUUCGAGGUGUAUGCGGUAACAAACGUGUUCAGCUUGAGGUGGAGCUACCUAAGGUUGGUCAUGAGUUAAAGAAUGAUCAAGGUGGUAGGGUCAAGCAAAAAGCAUCUCAAGGUCGUCAAGAUCAACUUGCUUUGAACAGACGAGGGAAGCAAGUGGUGACAUUUACACGGUCGAGGAAAACAAGUAUUGAUGUAGCUGCUUGUGACGUGGAGAAAGCAGAAGGUGAACUCGCAAUAAAGGCUUCUGACACAAGUGAAGAAGUUAUGGUACACCAAGCUAAAGUGAUUAAUCCUAUUGGUAGACGUGGAGGAGGCGGAGGGGGUCGUGGUGGUGGCGGAGGGGGUCACGGUGGCGGCGGUAGUAGUGGUCGUGGUGGUGGCGGUAGUGGUAGUGGUCGUGGUGGCGGUGUUGGUGGUUCUAAAGGAAGUGGCGAAGAUCAUGGAGGUUUUGUGGGCACUAUGGGUGGUCAUCACGGGACUACCGGAAACCACAGUGGUCGCCGAAACAAAAGUGAUCGAAAUUCCCCUACUUUUGUUCCGUUGGUUUCUACCCUAAUAUUGGCUUUGGUCUUUUUAAUCUAG
Erigeron canadensis is the source of this 711-nucleotide messenger RNA. Its product is annotated as keratin, type II cytoskeletal 1-like. The transcript is spliced from 2 exons. Lineage: Eukaryota; Viridiplantae; Streptophyta; Magnoliopsida; Asterales; Asteraceae. Bases 1 to 711 code for a protein of 236 amino acids. The record is from RefSeq and is a predicted model, not a curated record.